This is a messenger RNA of Triplophysa dalaica, 1279 nucleotides long. Its product is annotated as gamma-glutamylaminecyclotransferase C-like. Gene Ontology annotation, molecular function: gamma-glutamylaminecyclotransferase activity. NCBI's taxonomy places the organism in Eukaryota, Metazoa, Chordata, Actinopteri, Cypriniformes, Nemacheilidae. Bases 154 to 630 code for a protein of 158 amino acids. The record is from RefSeq and is a predicted model, not a curated record. The transcript has 2 exons.
CGGAAGUGGCGCGUGAAUGAACUGAAAAUAAAAGUUCGUCUUCAUUCUUCGAAACACAAACCUGUUCGACUGAUUUAAAAACAAUAAACUUCAUUCUUUUUAAACGGGACGGUUCCUCGUAUAAUUGGACAUUAUUAUUGUUGUAGGGUUGAAAUGACUCGAGUGUUCGUGUACGGCACCCUGAAGAAGGGUCAGCCCAAUGAUUCCAUAAUGCUGGAUCCCACCAUAGGGACAGUAAAGUUCCUCGCGAGAGCUCGAACCGUGGACCCGUAUCCCCUCGUGAUCGCUACCGGAGACAACAUCCCCUUCAUGCUCAACAAACCCAACAACGGUCAGCGGGUCGGAGGAGAAAUCUAUGAAGUGGAUGAUGAGAUGCUGCAGUUCUUGGACAGGUUUGAAGAUUGCCCAGAAAUGUACCAGCGUACUCUGGUCCAGCUGGAGAUCGAAGAGUGGGUCGGUGAGGAUGAAGACAAACCGAAGACUGGCGAUGUCAUUGAGAGCUUUGUCUACACCACGACUACAUACCAACCUGAAUGGCUUCAAUACCCAACAUAUGAGAACUAUGACACAGAUGGAGACCACGGCCUGAAAUAUGUGUGUCGUGACAAAAGAGGACAAGAUGUGCAGUGAUAUAAUGUAGAAAUAACAAAUGAGCAAAAUACAUCUUUUUCUAAUUGUCGUUUAAGACGGAGAACAAAGCAAACCACAGCUGUUCGACAGAACCCAUCAGAAAAAUUCUUCUGGAUUUAAUGAAUCAUAUUGGUUUUAAUGGGAAUUAUAACGGUUUCUAUGGGAGUCUACUGGUAAUGUGUUUGAUUUUUUUGGUGGGAUGUUAUCUGUACCAAUAUAACACUAUUAAAUCUACUGGAAUAAGACCCAAAAUACAUUACAUAAAGGACUGUUUAGUGGUAAACAGCUGGUGGUUUAUAGUCGUGGGAUUUGUAAUCAUUAGAAUUUAUACUUAAGUGGCAUGUAAAUUAAAAUAUAUGUGAAAUACUGCUGUACUGUAUUCUCUUAGGAAAUAGUAAUUGAAAAUGUUGAUUUUAUUGUGGGAACAUGUUAACCUGUGAAUUAUUUCAUGAGAAAAUAAUUUGUAUUGCAAUACUGUAUAUGUGUUUAACACUCCAAUAUCUGUAUGAUCUGCAUUUAUACAGAAGUGAUCAAACCUUUGCAGUUUUGAAUAGAUGAUUUUAAACUGAGCUUCAGUUUCAUGAUUAUUGUAAAAUGACACAAAAUGCAAUGCAUGACAUAUAAAUGAAUUUAUUCUGAAGAUAUUCAA